Menidia menidia (Atlantic silverside) is the source of this 1503-nucleotide messenger RNA. Lineage: Eukaryota; Metazoa; Chordata; Actinopteri; Atheriniformes; Atherinopsidae. The record is from the annotation of a GenBank genome assembly.
AUGGCAGAGUAUCAGACUAUAGAAGACAGGGAUCUCUGCUUCCCACAGAAGGAUGGCAUCACUUCCAGUUUCAGGACUGUAGUUCCGAGCAGGAGACACAGUGCUGAUGGGACCAGCAGUUCAGGAGCAGGACCACCAGAACGAGGUCAAGCUGACCGUUUCCACCCAUACCAUCGACAGGUCAGUGAUGGAGCAGUGGGCGCCUCGGGCUGUGUCCAACAGUGCUCCUCGUCCUUUAACAGUCUGGAAAAAGUGUCCAUCCCUGACACAACCUGGGAGCAACGCAAUGGCAGCAAUCAAGGUUCAUUCUCAGAGCUUCCAGCUGUAACCAUAGAGACCUCAAGCUUUCUGUCUCAGAAUUUUCCGGCAUUCAACUCCAUGAGCCCUCGGCAGCAGAGUGUCUCCACACAAUCCCACCAAGAAAACAGCACACAACUCCUCUUUCCUAAGCCCAUUUACUCAUACAGCAUCUUGAUUUUCAUGGCUCUAAGGAACAGCAAAACAGGGAGUCUGCCUGUCAGUGAGAUCUACAGCUUCAUGACUGAACACUUUCCAUAUUUUAAGACAGCUCCCGAUGGAUGGAAGAACUCUGUCCGACACAAUCUUUCCCUCAACAAAUGUUUUGAGAAAGUUGAGAACAAAAAUGGGAGCACUUCUCGCAAAGGCUGUCUUUGGGCUCUGAAUCCAGCCAAGGUGGAGAAGAUGCAGGAGGAGCUGCAUAAGUGGCGCCGCAAAGACCCUCUGACAGUUCGCAGGAGCAUGGCGAGGCCAGAAGACUUUGACCACCUGUUGGGAGAGAAGCCAGAAAAACUAAGAUCUUUGCCGCCAUACACUUCGUCAUCCAGAGUGAACCCAACCUACAGCGCUGCUUGUGCUCCCACCCAACUUCAAGCGGUGUGUCACCCCACUCGGUGUUCACACCACACCCACGUCCAGCCUCAGCUGCCCUACUACCUUCCCCCCGCGGCGCCUCGCCCCGCCCACUCAUUUGGUCCGUACUCCCCUGGACAGCAGUCUCCUUCCGGGAUCAAAGCAGCCACAGGAAGUCUGGACUCGCCACUGGCCGGGAAGAUGCCACCGGUCCACUGUGCUGCCCUGCAGACUGAGUACAGCGCUGACCCGAGGGGCAUGAGGGACAUGCUGCUGGACGGAGACACGAGUUAUGACAUCGACACGCUCAACCCCACUCUGACUGACCUGCAGCUGCAAAGUAACCUGUGGGAGCAGUUAAGAGAGGACAGCCUGGUGUCCGAACCGCACGUUUCGACCACAACCUCCUCUGCUUCUUUUUUCCUGCAGAACCACGACCUGGCGUCCAGCUGCCUCCACGUCCCGGCUGCUUUCAGCAGCAUCUCGGCAGGGUCCGUUAGCGGAUGCUGUAAGGCAGCACACGAGGACGAGAACGUCAACAAAAGCUGUUUGAGCGGACUGUAUCCUGUAGCUUAUCCGGAAGUAGACUGUAUGGCAGGCUACCUGACCUCCUACACCACAUCUGCAUCCUAA